Molecule: messenger RNA, 342 nt
Organism: Purpureocillium takamizusanense
Lineage: Eukaryota; Fungi; Ascomycota; Sordariomycetes; Hypocreales; Ophiocordycipitaceae
Gene: URM1
Product: Ubiquitin- modifier 1
Exons: 3
Coding region: 1-342 (113 amino acids)
Biological process (GO): protein urmylation; tRNA thio-modification
Cellular component (GO): nucleus; cytoplasm
Molecular function (GO): protein tag activity
Source: RefSeq, a predicted model, not a curated record
AUGGCCACCGCCGCAGAUGCCAUUGGAGCCAAGCAGCUCACAAUCUCCGUCGAGUUCUCGGGCGGCCUCGAGAUGCUCUUCUCCGACCAGCGGCACCACACUGUCAUCCUGCCGUCCGAGGCCAAGAGCGGUCAACCCGCCGACAUUGCGUUUUUGAUAGAUCAUCUCUGCGAGCAUGUCAUGAAGGAUACGCGCAAAGAACUUUUCGUACUCGACGGCCACAUCCGGCCGGGUGUCCUGGUGCUCAUCAAUGACGCCGACUGGGAGCUCGAGGGCGAGGAGGCGUACGAGCUCCAGGCCGGCGACAACAUCCUCUUUGUCUCGACACUCCACGGGGGUUAG